GUCUGAUCAACAACUCGCCCUCAACCACUCCGGCUAUUCCCCGCCUCUGUUCAUUGAUGUUGCUUUCACAAACCUCCCCGUCCUCCGUCUCUUCCCUCCGCCCUCUCGAUACCAUCGUGAAUUGAUCGUCCUCUUCGCGCCCUUGCGCCGACCGAAUCUUCACCUCGCCGGGGAGCGCGACGAAUCGCCAAAGCUUCCCACGGGCUUCUCAACCGGCAUCAUGUCUUAUCCAGACCUCACGCCGACCCUCACCCCUCAAAAGCCCUUACCCGGUGCUUACUUUCAGACUCCUGCACCCACCGUGGCUGCGGCCGCGCCUAGUUUCUCGCCAAAGCCUGUCGCGGCCCCCGCGGAGCAACAUGCAGCUUCACCGGUUGCGCUUCCCAGACUCCCCCCAGCCACGUUCAAGCCCAAGACUCAGGCCUUGAGCACAGAGGAACGUGCUGCAGGAACAGUUAACGACACUCUUGUUCAAGAAGCCCGUUAUCCUGACUUGGAUAGCUAUCUCUCCCAAGGUAUCUCGUCUGACUACGAUAUACCCGCCUCACCAUCAUGGGCUCCCUUUCAGAAAGUGAAGAUGUACAACAUCCCAGAUCAGAUCUUCGACCAAUACAAUCGAGCGCAGGUGUCGACAAGCAUGGGACUCUUCGCCGAGUUGAACCACGCCUGGGUUGCCAUUGACAAUGCACUCUACAUCUGGGAUUAUACGCAUCCUAACCCUCAGUUAGUUGGUUUUGAAGACCAACCGAACAGCAUCAACACGGUCAAGCUGGCGAAACCCCGAGCUGGUGUGUUCUUGCCUUCAAUCACGCACAUCCUCGUAGUAUCGACAACGGCAGACGUCAUUUUGCUUGGUAUGGGUUGUGAGACUACGGCUGGAGGCGCGCGGCAAGUCACAUUAUACCAGACGGGCAUGUCAACGUCCAUUCGUGGCUUGGAUAUCCAUGUCAUCGCCUCCUCGGACUCGACCGGUCGCGUCUUCUUCGGUGGCACUUCGGACAAUGACGUUUACGAACUCAUCUAUCAGCAGGAGGAGAAAUGGUUCCAAGGUCGUUGCUCGAAGGUCAAUCACACUAGCUCUCGUCUAUCUGCAUUCACGCCGAGCCUGAGCUUUACGCAAAAGUCAUUCGAAAAUGUGGAGCAGAUGGAAAUCGACGACACAAGAAAGCUACUGUACACGCUAUCAUCUUCCUCCACCAUUCGCGUCUUCCACAUGAAGCCAGAUGGCAGCCUUGCUUUGGUGAUCACGAAGCCAGCCCUCGACAUCUAUGCCAAUAUCGGACACAUUAUCGCGUCUAAUGAGACCCUUAACCCCAAAGUUCCCAUUGUUUCCAUCAGUCCCAUCCCAGCCGCCGAGGCCUCUAGGUACCAUUUGAUGGCCACAACUGCAACAGGCUAUCGCAUUUAUCUUAGCGCCACCGGCUCCUUCACCUGGUCUUCUGCACCGAACGGCACCAACGCACCUACAAGUAUGCAGGCCCAUCAUGUCAAGACGCCGCCGUAUGACGGUGCUUCCGCUGCUCAACUCCCUCCGAGCCUUCAAAACCAACCGCGUUUCCAAACCACAAUCACUGCCAGAGUGCCGAUCAACACCCUGCAGCCUACCAGAUUCACUGUUCGAUACCCUCCCGGUUAUUUCCUCUGCUUUACAUGUAAGGACUCCACGAACAAGUCGGACACACUCUUCAUUUCGGCUCCGGAUUCGGGGCGCGUUGCUCGCUCUCAGGAGAGCGUUAUUCCUGGAAAGGCUGGUGAAACUGCUGUCUGGCUCUCUUUGGGCAGCAGGGCUGAAGACGUGGGUCUCUGCUCUCCUACUACCCCAGCCACGAGCACUCCUGGAGGAUUCGGAAACGAACUGGCCGUGCAGUUUGAUAAUCCGGCGGCUGAGAUCGCCAUUCUGACCAACACUGGCAUCCACGUUAUUCGGCGAAGGCGUCUUGUUGAUGUCUUCGCGGCGUUGGUGCGUAGUGGUGGUACCGGCGACGAGGGAUUGGAGGGCGAAGUCAAGAACUUCAUUCGCACCUAUGGCCGGAGCGAAACGCUUGCCACCGCUCUUGCAGUCGCUUGCGGUCAGGGUGUUGAGAUCUCCUCUGAUUCACGACUAACGCAAAUCAAUGACCCCGAUGUCCUGGAGUUUGCACGCAAGGUCUUCAUCGAGUACGGUGGCCGACCGACGAUGAAUGAGAAUGCCGUCGCCGAUAGCACCACGCUCGCUAUUGACGCAGUCGUUCCGUCCCCGCGUCAUGCAGGCAUUGCUCUCUACAUCUCUAGGCUGUUGCGGUCGAUCUGGAAGAAGGAGAUUGCGAAGGCUGGCAUUGCCCCCAACGGUGCUCAGACGGUCGCAUCUUCCGUUUCUGCUUCCAAAUUGCAGGCGGUGCAGAGGGAUCUUCUGGCUCUGCAAGAGUUCUUCAAAUCGAACAAGAGCUUCAUCGAAGGAUUGAGUGGCCCUGAAGCUUUGACGCGGGUGUCCACAAAGCAGGAGGAAACUGCCCUGCAGGCGGAGCACCGCGCCCUCCAUUCUUUGGUCCAGCUUGUAUCCCACACGAUCGAGGGUAUCUCGUUUGUCCUGGUUCUUUUUGACGAGCGAGUGGAUGAAAUCGUGGCAUCUCUGCCGGCCGAAUCAAAAGAGCGCUUCCUGAAGCUUACUUUCGAGGAGCUCUUCAGUACCAACAAGGGUCACGACAUGGCCAAGGAACUCGUGAAGGGAAUCGUCAACCGCAACAUUGCCAAGGGUUCUAAUGUGGAAACGGUGGCCGACGCUCUCCGACGCCGUUGCGGCAGCUUCUGCAGCGCUGAAGAUGUAGUGAUCUUCAAGGCCCAGGAGCUUCUGAAGAGAGCUACCGAAGCCGGUUACAACUCGGAACUUGGUCGCAACCUGCUCAAUGAAAGCCUUCAUUUGUUCCAGCAGGUCUCUGACAACUUGCCCAUGGAUUACCUGAUUUCCGCGGUGGAAAGCUACAUUUGCAACCAGUUCUUUGCCGGCGCGAUCCAGCUUGCUCUCAAUGUUGCUGCUCGCUCAGACAAGGCCAACAUGGCACUUUCAUGGAUCGUCGAUGGGCGACCAGAGGAGGAUACCCGCAAGGACUAUUUCUACUACCGCAAGCAAUGUUAUGACCUCAUCUUCAAGGUCAUCCUCGCCGUUGACACCCUCGCCGCUCACGAUCCCGGCGUUGUUGAUGGACAAUUGACGAUAAUUGCCAAGCGCAAAAAUGAGGCAUAUGGUGUCGUUUCCGACUCGACGGAUGAAGUAUUCUUGACGAGUUUGUACGAUUGGUAUCUGGAGCAAGGCUGGAGCGAUCGACUGCUGCAAACCAACUCGCCCUUCGUUGUGACCUACCUUGAGCGUAAAUCAGCAGACGACCUUGCUCACGCGGAUCUGCUUUGGCGGUACUUUGCUCAGUCGCAGCGGUUCUUUGAGGCAGCCAAGGUACAACUGGAUCUGGCUCAGAGCGCGUUCACCCUUCCUCUCAGCCGUCGCAUUGAGUACUUGGGCCGAGCCAGGGCCAACGCCUCCACAUUCACGCCCGACACUAGCCGACAAGCCCGACAGCGACUGGUGCAGGAAACUUCCAACCUUAUUGACAUUGCGAACAUCCAGGACGAUCUCCUGCAACGCCUAAAGGACGACAGACGUCUUGCGCCGGAACGCCGGGCGGAAGUUCUCAAGGAUGUGGACGGACCCAUCAAGGACAUUAGCACUCUCUUCAACCAAUACGCCGACCCUGCAAGCUACUAUGACAUCUGUCUCCAGAUAUUUUUCCUGGCCGACCACCGUAACCCAGCCGAUAUCCGAUCGACCUGGCAACACCUCCUUCAAGACCUGCACGAUGAGGUCCUUGAACGGGGUGAGCCCAUCCCUUACGAGGCUGUAAUCGACAAGGUCCGCAGUUUGGGCAGCCGUCUGCGCAUGUCCGAGUCUGUGUUCCCGAUCCCCAUUCUCCUACCCAUGCUCGAGCGCUACGCCCUCGAACACCAGCGUGGUGUCGGUCCUGCAACAUGGGUCAUUGACCUCUUCCUCGAUCUUGGCGUCGCCCACGAGACUCUCUACGCCGUCCUCGAAUCCAUGUACUACACCGAUGAAGCUCCCUUCCAAGGUUCCAACAAGAAGUACAUUGCCAAGGAUCUCCUCUACCUGAUUGAGCACUGGUUCCACGACACGGUCCGUCUCGGCGGCGUCGUCUUCGGAAGCGACCUCGUCGCUGAGCGCAUCCUCGAAACCCUCCUUCUCCUCCAGCAGGGUGGUAUCACUCCGGAACAAGUCCAGCUGGCACAAGAACUGAGGACGAGAAUCGACGAUAUUCUGCGGUGAUUUGUCCGUCCCACUGGUUCCCCAAUUUCAUCGCCUCCCCGCCCCCCUCCUUCACGUAUAGCAAUGCAACCUAAACUCACUUCGAUUAUUUAUUGUUCUGUUCUGUUCUGUUCUAGUCCUGGGCGCUGGAGUUUCGUGUAUUUUCUUUCGUUUUAUUUUCUUUAUUAUUUUCAAUUUCUUGCAUGCAUGCAGCAUCCAGAGAGUCAUGUCGCGUCCAAUCAAGUGAAGAGAAGUGAACUGAACUGAAGUGAAGUGCCAAAAUAAUCUCAUCAUAUACUAUAUCAUUUCCAAAGCCAUCUUUCUGCCUUCCUUUCCUCCCCACUUUCCUGUCCAUUUUCUGGGUAUGAUCAAAGGUGUACUAUUAGUACUACAACUGGGUAUUAAUCAAUGUAAU
Aspergillus costaricaensis CBS 115574 is the source of this 4703-nucleotide messenger RNA. Its product is annotated as putative non-repetitive nucleoporin. Gene Ontology annotation, cellular component: nuclear pore inner ring; nuclear pore. The record is from RefSeq and is a predicted model, not a curated record. Gene Ontology annotation, molecular function: structural constituent of nuclear pore. Bases 221 to 4309 code for a protein of 1362 amino acids. The transcript is spliced from 5 exons. NCBI's taxonomy places the organism in Eukaryota, Fungi, Ascomycota, Eurotiomycetes, Eurotiales, Aspergillaceae. Gene Ontology annotation, biological process: protein localization to nuclear inner membrane; RNA export from nucleus; protein import into nucleus.